AUGCUCCGCUCCGCCCUCUUCGCGGCCGUCAGCGCCCUCAGCCUGUCGCUGACGUCGGCCCUCGAGACGUUCGACCGCAAGCUCAUCUUCCAGCCGCCCUCGAACUACACCGACCCCCGCGUCCUCUACCCGCGCACCGUCCAGCUCACCGACGGUCGCCUCCUCGCCACCUGGGAGAACUACUCACCCGAGCCGCCCCUGGUGUGGCACCCUAUCUACGAGUCCACCGAUGGCGGUCUGUCGUGGGGCGAGGUCGGGCGCGUCACCGACCAGGUCAACGGCUGGGGCUUGCGCUACCAGCCCUUCCUGUACGAGCUGCGCCAAGACUUUGGCGGCUUCCCCGCCGGCACCGUCCUCGCGGCGUCCAACAGCAUCCCCACCGACCUCAGCCAGACGCGCAUCGACGUGUAUGCCUCGCUCGACAAGGGCCGCACCUGGGAGUUCGUCUCGCACGUUGCCUCUGGCGGUCGCGCCAUUCCCAACAACGAGGAGACGCCCGUCUGGGAGCCCAUGAUUAUCAUCUACGAGGACGAGCUCAUCCUCUACUACGCCGACCAGCGCUCGGCCGAGCACGGCCAGGAGAUCUCGCACCAGACGACCAAGGACCUCCGCACCUGGUCCGACGUUGUCAUCGACAUCUCAGAGCCCCGCUACACGGACCGCCCCGGCAUGCCGUACGUCACCAAGCUGCCCAAGGGCGACUACAUCUACGCGUACGAGUGGGGCGGCGCCGAUAUCCUGACGCCCUACACGUUCCCGCUCUACUACCGCAUCGCCGCGGACCCGCGCCGUUUCGCCGACGCCGAGCCGCUCUACAUCAACGCGACAAACCGCAACCCCGUCCCCGGCGGCGCCUUUCCCAUCAGCAGCCCAGUCGUCGUCUGGUCGCCCGUCGGCGGCUGCCACGGGUCCAUCAUUGUCAGCAGCGGCAGCAAGGACCUGUACAUCAACACCGAGGGCGGCGCGCCCGACGCCUGGCUCGCGUACACGGUGCCCGAGGAUGCGGCGUACACGAGGCACAUUCGCGUCAUGGAGGAGGACCCCGACUUCCUGCUCAUCAUGGGCGCCGGCAAGCUGCCGCCGAGCACCACCAACAAGGUGACUGUCAGCAUGGUGAAGAUCUCGGACUUGUUGAAGCAGACGAAGGCGUGA
This is a messenger RNA of Verticillium nonalfalfae, 1152 nucleotides long. RefSeq lists its product as uncharacterized. Lineage: Eukaryota; Fungi; Ascomycota; Sordariomycetes; Glomerellales; Plectosphaerellaceae. The transcript is spliced from 2 exons. The coding region runs from base 1 to 1152 and encodes 383 amino acids. The record is from RefSeq and is a predicted model, not a curated record.